This is a messenger RNA of Geodia barretti, 4566 nucleotides long. NCBI's taxonomy places the organism in Eukaryota, Metazoa, Porifera, Demospongiae, Tetractinellida, Geodiidae. The record is from the annotation of a GenBank genome assembly.
AGAAGGCUCUCGGCAAAGGGGGCGAGGUGAUCUUGCAUGGCUGACAUGCAGCGCAGGAGGCAUUUCAUGGCGUAUUCGUUCAGGUCUGAGCCCUGGAGCUUGAAGAUGCCCAGCAAGCUCUCUGCGAUAGUCCUGAACAGAGGCUGAAGCUGCGACAGCGCAACAACCGGCGCCUUUUCGGCGUCUCUGAGGACGAGCAUCUUCUCUAUGCAGUGAGCGGCGUAAGUAUGCACUACGUGACUGGGGCUCUUUAGAUGGACUGCAACAAGAGGGAGACAGCUAACGAGGAGGUCCUUGGGGAGGGUACUGCGGAAAGUGGUGAUGAAACGGAUGGCAUCGGCUCGCAGGAUGGGUUGUGACAUAAUGUCCGGUUUCUGUAGCUCUGCGAUGCACUGAGAGCGUAGGAUGUCGGGGACGUUCACCAAUUCGCUCGUCUUCGUGAUGCCGUGUUUCGUCGUCUUUGAGCGCAUUGCGAUCGCGGCAAUGAGGUAGAGGGCAGCGUCUUUCGCCUUCCAGUUCUUGCCCGGGUCACGUUCGUACUGCUGCAGCAUGACCGCGAUGUACCCGCUGAAAAUCCCGAUCACCUGCCCCUCGAAAAACCUGCAGAGCCCGCGGACCAGAUUGCAGGCGGAGUAGCGUCGUGUCCCCACGUCCGAUCCCUCCAGGUCCCGCCUCACGUAUUCCUCGGGGUUGUCCUCAAACAGCUCCUCGUCGGCCUCGCGGAAGUACAUGUUCGGGACGAUGACCUUCUCGCAGAUACUGGUGAGCGUCGAUUCGUUGGAGAACAACUCCUUGUAGCACUGUCGCUCGCAGACCGACGCGAGGAACUCGAGGGCACCGCUCACCAGGAGAUCGUGCUUCGGUUUGGUGUCGGUCGUGACCAGCAGCGUCCAGAUCGACUGGACAAAGUUCUGGACGUACGACUCAAAGUCCUCGUCGUACUUCUGCGCAAACAUGGCCACGAUCUCGCAGAUCUGAGCCUUGACCAGCUCGAGGGGCCCCGGUUCUUCAUCGCUGUCCGUCUCGAGGAGCUUGUUGUCGGUGGUGAGGAGCGUGUGGAAGUGGGCCAUCCACGGCUCCAGGUUCUUCUCCGCGAAGUGGUCGGGGAGCUCCUGAGACGUGAGGCUCAUGAACGUCUUGCAGAUGAGCAGCAGAGAGCUGAAGAGGACCUUGAGUGCCGGUGGGUUCUGUGCAUGCUGUGAGGCCAGCUGCAUCGUGGACUGAAAGAGCUCUGAGAACGGUGUCGCGAAACUAUCCAGCACAAACUUGAUCUCAACCCACAGCUCCUGCGACUUGAACUCGUGCCGGUAGCGCCUUGUAAGAGAGUGGGCUGUGCGCAACACACCGUUGAUCUUGUGGAAAUCUCCGCCGCGGAAGUGCUCGACCAUCUCCUGGAGGAGGCCCUGCCAAUUAUUGGGGAAGUCUUCCCGGCCGAUUAUGGUGAUCGCGUCACUCAACUGCCGCUGGACCACGUCUGGCGUCUUGAGCAUCAGGCCCACGAUGUUCUUUUUGAUGGCUGCUCGGUCCGUGUUGGAGACACGGUUUGCCUCGUCAGGGACCACCCGCCAGUUCCUCUUGACAAAGUUCUUGAAGUUGAUGGCGGCCGCCAGGCGGAUGGUCAUAUCUGCAGACUCCAUGUCUGCCAACUGCAGCAGGAGAAGUGCAUAGUUCUCGGUGCCCUCCAGUUGCUCGAGGUAUUUCUCAGCCGGUUUCCGGACGUUGAAGUCGGUGGAGAGCGUCUGGUUCAGGUAGCCGGCCAGGCCUUGCAGGUUCUCGGGCGUAGCCUGCAUCUUCCCCACGAUCAGCCUAAGCCCCGAAGUUACAGACAAAUGUUCGUUCCCUGUUCCCGGAUCGCCUCCGAGCUGUCCAGAUGAUGGUUGUGCUGAAUCAGCGUUUUGUUCUAAAUAGUGCCCAGCAUGCGCGUGGCGAACCUGCUAGCUCUUGCCUCUGCCGCUUUCGCGUCGUGGCUGGCCACCUUCGUAUUCCAAUGCUAUUACCAAGGUCUUCCCGGAGCGCCCUCUGUACACCCCAGAGACGGCGAACCUCCGUAUCCGGGAGCAACAAACGACAACCUUUUCUGGUUUCUUCAGAUAUCGGACAUACAUCUGAGCCUCGUGAACGACUUUGAAGUGAGGGAGGAUCUGGAGUCGUUCUGCACCAGGACGGUUUCCACUAUCUCACCAGCUCUUGUCCUUGUCACUGGUGAUCUGACUCACGGCAAGUUCAGUGGAGGGCGCUACUCGCAGCAGUUCGAGGAGGAGUGGAGGGUGUAUGGAGAGGUUCUGGCAGAGAGUGGUGUUAGAGACAGACUGCCCCUGGCUUGACAUGCGGGGCAACCACGAUGACUUCGAUGUGGAGUAUCGCUCUCACUCCAGCAACAUCUACCUGCAGUACUCGUCGGGUUACCAUGGACACCAGGAAAGCACCCACUCCUACAGCUACACUCACACCACCUCGUUUGGGAGCUACAGGUUCAUCGGCAUGGAUGCCUGCCCCUCCCCCGGUCCUCGGAGACCUUUCAACUUCUUUGGAGUUCUUCACGACGAGGACCUCUCGGUGUUAGAAUCUCUAGAAAACCACCACCCCUCCUCCUCCCCUCCCCUCAACACCACGGUCUGGUUCAGCCACUAUCCGACGGCCACCAUAGCAGGGGACCACGCGACCCUCCGCCGCCUCAUGUCGUCCUCCGUGGCCCACGUCUGUGGCCACCUCCACGACCUCCUCGGUCUCGUACCGACCAUGUACACACGUCACCCCUCGGGCCACCUCGAGCUAGAGCUGGUCGACUUCAAGGACAAAAGAGGGUACAGACUCGUGGCAAUAGACCACGAUCUCUUCUCCUUCGUGGACACUAGACUGGACCACUGGCCUCUGGUCCUGGUCACCAACCCCAAGGACUCCCGUUUCUCUGUCCCAGGCAGAGAGCCACUGGGUCGCAUCCUCCAUUCCACCCACGUCAGGGUGCUUGCAUUCUCUCCCUACGGUGUCAAGUCGGUGCGAGUGUGGCUGGACGGUCGUCCCCUACCCCCUGCCACUGGGGACCAAGAGGGACCACUGUAUACCACUCCGUGGGAUCCAAGUCGUCUGGCCAGUGGUCUCCAUUCAAUCACUGUAGUAGUUGAGGAUAAGGAGGGGAAUGUUGGCAACUCGAGUCAGCAGUUCACUCUGGAUGGCAGCUAUCUGGCUACUCCUCUGGAGAGACUGCCUCGACUACUGCUGCUUACUGACUUCAAAUCACUCCUUCAGAUGGUGUUUCUGUUUGUGUGGCUAUCUCUGCUGGCAUCUCUGGUCCUCUCCUGGAUCAACAGAGCGCAGCCAGUGUACCUUCAGCCACUAGUGAGAAAAAACUCCGUUUUCUUGCCUCUGACAUUUCUAAUCUUCUACCUUGGAUUAGCAGGUUGAGUGGGGGGAGAUCAAAGAAAGAACAUUGGCUCAGCAGGUGAAUACGUUUUUUUGAGCCUCAAGGUCUUUGGGUCAUGCUUUUACAAGUUGGGCACAGCUACAUGGCUUUUAGCAGCUACAGGUCUUUGGGGGUCCAGCUGCAUUGUACAUUGUACAUACUUACUUACUUUAGCUAGGGUCGUCUUGUCUCAGUCACUGAGUGUGUCUGGCUAGAGUAUAUGUAACAUGGGGUGCUACAUCUCUUCCAAAGCCCACAAAAUUUUUACAAAACAUUAAUUUUUACUCCCUCGACAGAAAAUUGAUGCUUAAAAUUGUGAUCUUGUACUUACAUCACUUUUACAGACCAAUAUGCUCAUGCUACAGCUAGCUGUGUGUGUACAUCUUUCUAGUGUGAUGGGCUUCCUUUGUUGCACAAAGAGUGGUCAGAUUGUAGAGUAGAGGGUAUUCACUAAUGUCAACACUGGGAGAGCUUCAGUGGCCUGAUUUCUACACCUUGCACUUUUAUCAGCGGCCCUGCAUGCCUUGGAAAUGUGAUAAUGUGAAUAGAGCGACCUUCCCCCAUGCACCGUUAGAAACCAACCACUCCAUUCCCAAUGGACGUAUAUAAUAUAUACAUGUGUGUGUAGAUAAGAGAAAGUUUGCAGGUUGCACUUUAAAAAAAUUUUUUUCUAAAUAGCAUCAGACUUGUAUAAAUGCAGCUAUGUAUGACAUCUCCUCUCCGAGGUCCGUGGUGUGUAGGUGAGAUAAUGACUGGCGUCUACGGGCUCAUCUCAGUUCACGGGAUACUAGUCUCACAACACUUCAUUCCAGGCUCCCUCACCUACCUCUUUGGAAUGUUCCAGCUCAUCCUGUGGUACAUACCCCUCAUCCUCUACCUGAACCGCCUCCUCUCCCUCCCCCAUUCCUCCUCCCCCUCCUCCUCUCGUCUCCGACCUCUCCUCUGUCACUCCGCCAUGUUCUCACUCUUCCUCUACCACUGCGGCUGGCUCCUCACCUUUGCCCCCUACGGCUCUGUAGCUCUCGUCCUCAGUCCAGGAGUAUCAUGGACACUGCCUUUUAGCCUAUACCUUGUCCUUAGAUCAUGGAGAAGAUAGUGUAAUGCAUUUUGGUUAGGGUAUCAUGGUGUGUGUUUUUAUUUCCCAAACAAUUUCAUGAGUAUCUUUG